Molecule: messenger RNA, 468 nt
Organism: Acanthosepion pharaonis
Lineage: Eukaryota; Metazoa; Mollusca; Cephalopoda; Sepiida; Sepiidae
Source: the annotation of a GenBank genome assembly
AUGCGUUUCCGUUUAUUGGAAAACGGAUUCUUGCAUUUCCUUUCUCUGCCCUCUCCAGUUGACCUUUUUUUCUUCUCACGAAUAGGAUCAUGCUCUACGUUGUCUGUAUACGUGAUAGAUGUCUUUGUGGGUCUUUCCUCUGAGGGCAUCCGGCAAGAACAACAGUUUCGCUUUCUUUGUUCAUUGGCUCACGCCGAUGAAUUCUACAUUCAUUCUUUUCUUUCAUUUCUUUUACACGUGACGUUCUUUCUUUCUUUCUUUCUUUCUUUCUUUCUUUCUUUCUUUCUUUCUUUCUUUCUUUCUUUCUUUUCGUUCUCCUCUUCUAUUCAUUAUAUGUUUAUAUAUUUUUCUCCUUUUAUCUUCCCCCUUCAUUUCUUUGUUUCUCCUUUGCAUUUUAACUUUCACAUUUUUUUUGAUUCUAUUUUUCAUUUUAAACAUUUGUUUUAUUCUGUCCACUUCAUUUUUUAA